Eutrema salsugineum is the source of this 813-nucleotide messenger RNA. Its product is annotated as germin-like protein subfamily 3 member 2. The coding region runs from base 34 to 714 and encodes 226 amino acids. Gene Ontology annotation, molecular function: manganese ion binding. The record is from RefSeq and is a predicted model, not a curated record. The transcript has a single exon. Gene Ontology annotation, cellular component: cell wall. Lineage: Eukaryota; Viridiplantae; Streptophyta; Magnoliopsida; Brassicales; Brassicaceae.
GUCUUCUUCACGCUUCAAAACCAAAGUAAAAAGAUGGAAGCAAACACUCUUUUUCAUCUAAGAGUUCUUCUUCUUGUCUGUUUCAGAGUCUGCUUCACAUUAGGUUCCGAUCCCGACCCGAUCCAAGACUUCUGUAUACAAAAACCAAUCACAUUUCCUCAUUACCAUCACUUCUCCACCAAUCUCCCUUGCAAGAACUACUCCGAAGUAACCACUGAAGAUUUCGUAUUUUCCGGUCUAAAAACCGCCGGAAACUUCACGGAGGCAGGACUCGCCACAGUCCCCGUAAGCCCAACAAACUUCCCGGGCCUAAACACAUUAGGCAUGUCGUUUGUCCGGGCUGAUCUCAAACCCGGCGCCAUAAACCCGCCACACUACCACCCUCGGGCCACGGAAGUAGCCCACGUGGUUAAAGGACGGGUUUACUCAGGUUUCGUGGACUCGAACAAUAAGGUUUACGCUAAAGAGAUGGAAGAAGGAGAAAUGAUGGUUUACCCAAAAGGGCUUGUGCAUUUUCAGAUGAACGUGGGAGAUGUUACGGCCACGAUUCUUGGAGGACUUAAUAGCCAAAGCCCUGGAAUUCAGAAGAUACCGUCGGUGGUUUUUGGUUCAGGGAUCAAUGAAGAGUUGCUUAUGAAAGCUUUUGGGUUGAGUCUUAAGGAGAUUGGUACGUUGAAGAGAAGAUUUGAUCCUGUGAUGUCUAAUGAACAUUGAUGUUUUCUCUUAAAAAGGAUUAUCUUGUAUGGAACUUAUAAGUUAUUUAUAUAUGUGUGCUCUUUAUUACAAGGGUUAUUUAAAUUUUUUGACCUAAAA